UAUCAUCGUCGCGACUAGUCGUACUUCUCGAGCGCUAAGUGGAACGCAGUGCAAAUAUUUGUUUUCGUUUAUUAUCUGUCCACUAUUAGUUGUCGCUAUCAGUAGAUAAAUUCGCGAUAAGUGAUUUGUGUGUGCAAUUUUUGGACGGUGGUAUCAAAUAAGUGGCAGCAAGUACAUACGCGAUUACAAAAGUGUGCCUCAUUCAGCUCAGCAGUAGCGACCAACCGGCAGCAAUGUGAAUUCUUGCAUGAUCGGUCCUCAGCUCAGAAGUGAACUCACUGCGCCCAAGUCCAGCCAGAAGCAACCCGCCCGUGUUACAAAGAGCCCGUAAAAUGAUGAAAUCACCCGUGCCAUUGUGAUCAAAGUGUUAAAAAGUGAAAUUGAAAUUAACGCGGUGGCAAUAUAUAUUAUUGGGCUUUAGUUUGGGCAACGUGCGUUAAAUGGGAUCAAGUAUGAAGCAAUCGAUCGAAAUGUCUGUGAUAUUAGUAUUAUUAGUGCUCUUGCCAGUGAUCAAGGUGAAUGGGUUUAAUCUAUCACCUCAGCCCAACUAUGUGUUCCAAGAACCUGCCCUCAAUAUUUACAUGAACAAAGUGCGUUCUUCCUUGUUUGGAUUCUCACUCAACCUGCGCCCUGGAGGGCUUAUCGUCGGCGCUCCUCGAGCCCAGUCCAACCUUGCGUCCCAGCGCAAGAUCAACGAAACCGGUGCCAUAUACAAGUGCCAUUACGACAGCGGAGAAUGUGCCCCGUACUACUUCGACCGCAACGGAAACACUAACGAUGAGAACGAACCCUUCGCCUACAGUUCGGAGAAGAAAGACUAUCAACUGCUCGGCGCCGCCAUGGAUGGUCACGGCUCCGAUGGCGAUCGGUUUGUGGUUUGUGCGCCCAAAAUCGUCAGCGAACUGGUGAACUACUACUUGCUGCAUGGCAUCUGCUACCUCACCGAUGGAACCGAACUGAAUGAGCCCAAGUCCAUUCGGCCCAUCUAUCCGCUGAGAGUGAAAGAUAAACAACUCUAUCGAGACACGUACACCGGCAUUCAGUACUAUAACUAUAUGUACGGGGAGCAAGGUCUGAGCGUUCACAUCACCGAUGACAGUGAGGAGAUUCUAAUUGGCGCACCAGGUGUGUUCAAUUGGCGCGGCACGGUGAUUCGAUACAGACGUCAAGUGAACGAAGAUAUGGGGGGUCUGAGUCGACGAGAUGGUCGUCUGAAGGAGCAGGAGCGACCCAAACGACAGAUCAUCAGCUAUGUGUCCGAUGUGCCUAAUCCGUACUUCACUGCCCUGGAAGAUGAUUCAUAUUUUGGGUAUGCCGUGAGCUCAGGUUUCUUCCAGGAGAACACUAAACUGUUGUAUGUGGCCAGUGCUCCGCAGAUGCGAGUACAAACUGGUGAGGUGUACAUUUUCGAUAUCAUCAAUGCGGAUAGUUUCCGAGAAACGCAGAUCAAAAUUCUGUAUACCUUCCCUGGUCAGCAGCAAGGGGAGUACUUUGGAUAUGCACUCUUAACGGAGGAUUUCAACGGAGAUGGGCUUCCUGAUUUGGCCAUUUCAGCGCCAAUGCACAGUAAAAGCUCUGAACAUGAUAAUGGCGUAGUUUAUAUCUAUUUGAAUGAAGGUAAACUAAGUUUCAAUCUGCAGACGGUUCUAUCUACAAGCUACGAAUUCGGUGGAAGGUUCGGAACAAGUUUAGCAAAGAUUGGUGAUCUGAAUAUGGAUGGCUAUAACGAUAUUGCCAUCGGGGCACCAUUUGAAGGUAACGGCGUGGUUUACAUCUACCAUGGAUCUUCAAGCGGAAUACAAUCGAAACCAACCCAGCGGCUGCUUCCUCCUGAAAACGAUUUGAUGGAUCCUACAACUCAGCCUAUGUUCGGGCACGCCAUUUCUCGCGGGUCUGAUAUAGAUGGCAAUGGAUACCACGAUCUUGCCAUCGGAUCUCCCAACUCGGAGACGGUCUACGUCUACAAAACAUAUCCAGUGGUACGCGUUUUCAGCGUUGUUACCUCAUCGAAGCGAGAACUGUCGCCGGACGAUACGGCAUUCCAGAUGACAGUGUGCUGGCGAUAUGAGUCUGCCACCAAUAUACAACAUGACGUGGGCUUCAGCUACUCGUUGAAAGUGGAUGGGCAGAAUGGCCGAGCGCAGCUCAGUGAUGGGCAAAAUGUUAUGAACGGAACGAGUAAAAUUAAUUACGACGACUUCUGCCAAGAGUUUGAUGUUCGGGUUAAACCAUCGUUUGCAGACAUCUACAAACCAAUCACAAUUGAGUUUUCCUACAAAGUAUUGAGUAACAUUCCAUCGAACAGCGAGUUCUGCGAUACAUGCGUCAUGACCGAUCCGAACAUUGUGAAUACGGUUUACGAGAAGCUGUCUUUCAAAACGGGAUGUGCCGGCGAAACAUGUAUCGCUGAGUUGAAUCUGAAGAGCUCGUGGCUAGAUCUAAACUCACCGUACAUUAUAGGAAGUACCAGAACAGCUUCACUACAAUACGAAGUGGUCAAUUCCGGAGAAAACGCAUUUUUAACUCAAUUAAACGUAACGCUACCCUCAGUUUUAUCUGUGGCGAAACUUCCAUCUCAGUGCAAACUUACGAAUCUGAAUGAUGGACUGAACCUGUUGUGUGACCUCAACAACGGACUACCGCUACGAACAGACGGCUCUACAAAAAUUACCCUAGUUCUAGACAUGACCAAAGUCGAAGGGUCUGCUUUCACCAUCGAGGCUGAAGUAUUCAGCACAAGCGAAGAAACCAACCACGAUGACAAUUCACUGUUCACCACGGUGCAACUCAGGGAAUUCAGCGAGAUCGAAGUCGUUGGUAAAGCAUCGGUCUCGGAGGUGAAUUUGGAAGUUCAAACAGGAAAAAUUAAUGUAACCUACCAAAUACAAGUCAUGAAUAAUGGACCGAGCAGCCUGCGGGAUUUAACCUUCACUUUAAAAGUUCCUCUAAAGUACUUCAAACCAAGUUCGGCAGAUAUUUUGAACAUCAUAAAUUUUAAUGACGUCCUAAUUAGCGGUUAUUACAACUACAAAAACUUGGAUUUCACUUGGACCAAAGAAAACGUGAUACUCAUUCCGAACGUCAAAGAGUAUUCUACGCAACCCCCCGAAGUGGACAACCUCUACAAGCAGUCAAUGGAUUUCGAUCUACUCUCAGGUUCAUCCCAUCAAGAUGCUAUGGCAGACAGCAAUACUUUAUCUCGCCGACGGCGUUCUAUUCAGACCCAAUACAAUCGAUACAGCAAUCAGUUGGCGGAGCAUUCGAGAGCUCGUCGAAGCCUUGCCACUGUCAAUCCGGCCAUUCUGACUGGUCUGCCGGAGAAUCGUACCCUGUUUUUCCACUGCGGUCAGGAAGCGGUGCAAAUCGAUUGCGCAGAUGUUAGCGUCCAGGUGUCCAACUUCAAACCGGGCAACGUUCCGAUCGUGAUCAAUAUGCAGUUUGAGCUGAACCUGGAUCUGGUGGCGGAGAGCUUCCUGGAGCGGGAGGACAUCUUUGCGCUGCAGAUUUUGUCGGCACUGGAAGGAGAAGGCGGAGAUGGGUUUUCCGUGGCCAGGAAUAAUCCUUUCACUGUGGUGUACAAAUAUUUGGACGCCAGCACACCGAUUUGGGUGUACAUCGUUUCGGUGAUCGGUGGACUGCUGUUGCUGAUUUUAAUUUCAUAUGGCCUUUAUAAGGCCGGAUUCUUCAAGCGGGCCAAGAAGGAGGAAAUCGAGAAGCUGCAUCGUGAGAGCGUCCGAAUGAAUCAACCCCAGGACACCGAUGACGAAAGCUAGAUCCGACUACGCUUGUUCCUAGGGCAGACAUGCCAAAAGUUGUAAAAAAUAACCGAAUGCAUUACCAAAUGUACGGAGAUGUACAACUAGAAGUAAAUUCAAACCAUUACAAUAAGACUUUGUUAGGUGUGUAAGGUUAGAAAAAGUUAAGAAUGAUUUAAAUAGUAAAAAACGAAAAGUCACAAUAUUUUUUGAUAUGGUUUUCUACCUUCUAAGAUAAUUUAUUGAUCAAAUGAAUGAUUUCUUUCAAUCGUUCAAAGAAUAAAACGCUUAUCCAUUUCUUGUUUGGAGCAAUAAAAAAACAAAACUUCGA
Armigeres subalbatus is the source of this 4086-nucleotide messenger RNA. RefSeq names its product integrin alpha-PS3. NCBI's taxonomy places the organism in Eukaryota, Metazoa, Arthropoda, Insecta, Diptera, Culicidae. The record is from RefSeq and is a predicted model, not a curated record. Gene Ontology annotation, biological process: integrin-mediated signaling pathway; cell-cell adhesion; cell-matrix adhesion. Gene Ontology annotation, cellular component: external side of plasma membrane; integrin complex. The transcript has 7 exons. Bases 441 to 3773 code for a protein of 1110 amino acids. Gene Ontology annotation, molecular function: integrin binding.